CUGCCUCUCAAGUCUCUAUCCCUUUUUUCCCUUCUCAUCCGCUAGUCGCCAUUGGACCGGGUUUUGUGGUCCACCAGCGUACGCGUACAUACUACGUAUGAUAGGCGUAGUCGUCACUCUCUGAAAAAUCGGGGGUGGAACUACGUGAAGCGUAUCAGCUUGAAGAAAAGAUGGUUCCAAAUCUGGGACCAAACACAUCACUCGGCUACACUCCGUUUGAGUACUGGAAGGGUCCGAAACCCGUCCUUCCCAGACCAAAGCGCAAAUCUAGAGCCGUCGCCCUCGACCUAGAGCCGUUGCUUCCCACCCCCACCCCGGCCCCGAAGCCUAGAGCAGCCGCGAGAUGGCCUGGUCAACAUCCGCCUGCAGGUGUCUUCGUGGCGCAGCCAGGCACAUAUAUCGUAUCGCCCAAUAUCAAUCGUAGCAAGACACCUUUUGCGGAGAUACUCGUCGUGCCACCAAAGGUCCUGGUCCACCCACUUUUCCGGGACGAGAUAAAGACCCCAGACUGGCCCCGAGGCUUCUCUCCGUACCCCGAUUCCAUGAACGACUCUGACUACUACGGCGGCAUCAUGGGCGACUACGGAUUCUCAAACGAGCGCCUCGGGCAACAACAGACUGCGUGGUGGAAUCCCAAGGGAUGGACGAAACGGAUCUGGGCCGGCGUCGGCGGUGCCCUCGUCAUCAUCAUUGUCAUUGUCGUUGCCGUCACCGUCACACAAAACAACAAGAACCGAUAUCCCGACUAUUCCCAGCUGACGUACAAGCUGAGUGACACAUACUCUGGAGAGAACUUCUUCGAUGGCUUCAACUACUUCAAUACAUACGAUCCUACUGGGGGUAUGGUUCACUACGUCGGUGCCGACGAGGCCGCGAGCAGGGUAUUUAAUCACCUUCACCCACUACUUGUAUGGAACCACCGGCUGAGUAUGCAACCUUUUUUUCGUGAUAUAAAGAACCUCACAUACGCCACGUCCUCCACCGCCGUGCUGAGGGUAGACCACACCACGGGCAACACCUCAUCGCCCGACGCCUCGACGGGCCGCUUCUCCGUCCGCGUCGAGUCCAAGACGCAGUACGACAAGGGCCUCUUCAUCUUCGACGUGAAGCACACCCCCUACGGGUGCGCGAGCUGGCCGGCGCUCUGGUUCUCGGACCCCAACAACUGGCCCGACGCCGGCGAGAUCGACGUCAUGGAGGCCAUCAACCAGGGCACCGACGGCAACCAGAUGACGCUGCACACGACGUCCGGUUGCGAGAUGAGCGUCAAGCGCAAGCAGACGGGCUCGACGCUGCAGUCGGACUGCAAGAACACGACAAACGGCAACGCGGGCUGCGGCGUCGAGGGUAAGGCCUCGACGUACGGGUCCGACUUCAACGCCGGCGGCGGCGGGUACAUGGCCAUGGAGUGGCGCGACGAGGGGAUCCGCGUGUGGCAGUUUGCGAGGGACUCUGUGCCCUCGGACAUCACGGCCGCGUCGUCGCCGGACCCCAGCACCUGGGGCGAGGCGCUCGCCGAUUUUCCCAACACGGCGUGCGAUAUGAGCUCCCACUUUUCGAACCAGUCGCUCAUCAUCAACAUUGACGUCUGCGGCUCGCUCGUCGAGGCAAAGUAUGCUGAUUCCGGGUGCGGCGGGAGCAGCUGCUCGGAUUUCCAGGCCAACAACCCGGACGCCUUUAAGACGGCGUACUGGGAGUUUGGGGCCUUUAACUUUUACACCGCGUCGUGAGUGCGGCACGGUGCUGGUGAGGUGAAGAAGAAGAACAGGAAGAAAGCAAAUAAAAUGGGAACAAAGAUUAGGGAUACGGGACAAGAGGGAAGAAAAAAAAGACUUACACGAGAUGAGAUGAACCAAGGUCGCCACCAAGGCAGGAACCCCAGGUGGCCGAGGAUCGUCAUGGGAUCUGAUUCUACGACUAUUUGACCUUUUCAAGGAGAGCCAGCGAGCUUUUCUUAGGUAGGAUACCUUGGGAUAACUAGAAUACCAGAUAAGAACGGGGAGGAUAGGCUUAGAUUGAGAGAAGCAAAAAUGCUCCUAUCGUGCAAUCCAUCAACUCGGAUGUUGGAAUUGCUGAAUCAAGGCCAAAUAUAUUACAAUUCUAUCAUUGCUUCCGAUAUGUAGUCUAUCCGACAGAGAUCUGAGCAGAGUCGUCCCGCUGGCGUAGGCGGGUGUACAACAACACCACCACCAACCCUUGAAAAACCCAAAGUGGAGAGAGUUUCUGGCAUCUAUAUCGUUU
Messenger RNA from Colletotrichum scovillei, 2241 nucleotides. Its product is annotated as endo-beta-glucanase. The coding region runs from base 171 to 1730 and encodes 519 amino acids. Gene Ontology annotation, biological process: glucan catabolic process. NCBI's taxonomy places the organism in Eukaryota, Fungi, Ascomycota, Sordariomycetes, Glomerellales, Glomerellaceae. The transcript is spliced from 2 exons. The record is from RefSeq and is a predicted model, not a curated record. Gene Ontology annotation, molecular function: hydrolase activity, hydrolyzing O-glycosyl compounds.